Messenger RNA from Pneumocystis jirovecii RU7, 333 nucleotides. Its product is annotated as 60S ribosomal protein L30. Lineage: Eukaryota; Fungi; Ascomycota; Pneumocystomycetes; Pneumocystales; Pneumocystaceae. The coding region runs from base 1 to 333 and encodes 110 amino acids. Gene Ontology annotation, cellular component: cytosolic large ribosomal subunit. The transcript has 3 exons. The record is from RefSeq and is a predicted model, not a curated record. Gene Ontology annotation, molecular function: RNA binding; structural constituent of ribosome.
AUGGCACCUCUGAGUAAGAAAGCAAAGAAGGCUUCUGAGUCUAUUGGUCCUUCUCUUGCUUUAGUAAUGAAAUCUGGGAAAUAUACUUUGGGUUUUAGGUCUACACUAAAGACUUUACGUAACGGAAAAGCAAAGCUUGUAAUUAUAUCUGGAAAUUGUCCACCCUUGAGAAAGUCUGAAUUGGAAUAUUAUGCUAUGUUGGCAAAAACUAGUAUUCAUCAUUAUUCCGGCAAUAACAUUGAGUUGGGUACUGCAUGUGGAAAAUUUUUUAGUGUUUGUGUUUUGAGUAUUACAGACGCUGGUGAUUCCGAUAUUCUUAAUUCAAGUUCAUAA